Messenger RNA from Ambispora leptoticha, 816 nucleotides. The record is from the annotation of a GenBank genome assembly. Lineage: Eukaryota; Fungi; Glomeromycota; Glomeromycetes; Archaeosporales; Ambisporaceae.
AUGACUUCUCAUGAAUUGGAAAUUACAACUUUAUAUAUUUACCCGGUGAAAUCUUGUCGUGGCAUCCAAGUGGAUUCAUGGAAAACCAAUAAAUUUGGUUUUAUGUAUGAUAGAUUUUGGAUGAUUGUUGAUGAGAAUUACAAGUUCCGAACGCAACGCGAAUUUCCAAAGCACCAGGAAUCGAUAGAGAAUUAUCACUUCCACUUAACCCAAAAAUCUCUUCAUGUACUACAAAAAGCCGUAGUAUGGUCUAACAAUCUUGACGCGUACGAUUGUGGUGACGAGGCAGCAACCUGGAUCACCGAAUAUAUGGGAGUAUCAUCACGAAUCGUAUACAAAUCCACACAAGAAUUAAGGAACCUUGAAGAAUGCGCGCCAACUGAACAAGUUCUCGGAUUUAAACCGCAGACAGCAUUCGCCGACAAAUUUCCUUUCUUAUUGAUAAGUGAAGAAUCGUUAAGUGAUGUGAACAAUAGAGUGUCGUCACCUGUUAUCAUGCGGAAUUUUCGACCUAAUAUUGUGGUCAAAGGAUGUCGAUUUCCUUUUGAAGAGGAUACUUGGAAAAAAUUUGUUAUUGGUGAAGAUGACGAAAAUUUGUUUUACGUCGCACGUCUUUGUACUCGGUGUAUUGUUACUAACGUAAAUCCAGAGACUGGGGAGAGAAAAAGUAAUGAGGUAUACGAAACCUUACAAUCAUAUCGUAGAUUAGAUAAAAAAUCAAAACACCGACCUUGCAUUGGAGUGCAUCUUGUUCACAAGAAAAUUGGGACGAAAAUAAAUAUCGGCGAUAAAAUUCGUAUAAUCGACUCAAGUUAG